Messenger RNA from Sinocyclocheilus grahami, 1083 nucleotides. Its product is annotated as gap junction epsilon-1 protein-like. The record is from RefSeq and is a predicted model, not a curated record. The coding region runs from base 172 to 786 and encodes 204 amino acids. Gene Ontology annotation, cellular component: connexin complex. The transcript has 3 exons. Gene Ontology annotation, molecular function: gap junction channel activity. Lineage: Eukaryota; Metazoa; Chordata; Actinopteri; Cypriniformes; Cyprinidae. Gene Ontology annotation, biological process: cell-cell signaling.
UUUACUACGUUUCUUUGAUGCCUUGCUUGUCUGUUUGCUCUUUGGUUUACGAGUCGAAAAAGCUUGCCGUCAGAAAGGCGCCCCCAACAUGCUGCUUUUCCAGCAGGUCUGUCUUUCCCUCGGGACGCAGUGACAUGAGAGCAGGACCUCGGUUCUGAUUUAAGAAGGGGGAUGAACAGCUCUCCGCCUGGAUUACGGUUGCUCAGGCCUCCGACAGUGAUAGGCCAGUUCCACACGCUGUUUUUUGGCUCAGUGCGUACAUUUUUCCUUGGAGUCCUUGGAUUCGCCGUCUAUGGUAAUGAGGCCCUCCACUUCAGCUGUGAUCCAGACAAAAGGGAAAUAAACCUUUACUGUUACAACCAGUUCAGGCCUAUAACACCUCAGGUAUUCUGGGCAUUGCAGCUAGUCUCUGUCUUGGUACCUGGAGCUGUGUUUCAUCUUUAUGCUGCCUGUAAAAAUAUAGACCAGGAGGAGAUCCUUCAGCGGCCAGUGUCCACAGUCUUCUACAUCAUCUCUGUCCUGUUGAGAAUAAUUCUGGAAGUCUUAGCAUUUUGGCUUCAGAGCCACCUUUUUGGGUUCCUGGUUGAUCCUACUUAUAUGUGUGAUGCCAGUGCCCUUGCAAAGAUCUUCAACAUCUCGAAGUGUAUGGUCCCUGAACACUUUGAGAAGACUAUCUUCCUCAGUGCGAUGUACACCUUCACCAUCAUCACCAUACUUCUCUGUAUCGCUGAGAUUUUUGAGAUUCUGUUCCAAAGACUCGGUUAUUUAAACCAGCCAGUGACUUGAGAAUUUAGGAAGUGUUUUGAGUGAUGCUUCAGCAGUGUUUGUUUUAUGUGUUCUCUGGGUCUCUGAAUGACAGACAGGACAUAAACCCACAUACCUCUGCAUUUCUUGGUGGUAGACACAGGAUGCUUUUUUAAAACAAGACAACUUAUUCCUUUUCUGGAAUAAUCAAAACAAAACAAGCCUACUUAAUGGCAAGGGACUCAUUAAUCUUUUUAGCUUUUCAGAUUUUUUUAAGCCUAAAAAACACCUCUCUAGCAGGAGACACUCUUUUUUUUAAACUUGUGUAAUCUAAUCCAA